AACGGCUCUUGGAAUUAGUAAAAAUGACAUUUUCUUUGGUCUCUUUUGUUAUCUGAACUGUUGAUAAAAUAUUUUUAGAACGCGAAAUCAAUGCUAAUUUGAUCGGUAUGAAUGUAGAUAGUACUACUCGAAAUUGUUUUAAAGCUGAGAUGAUCGCUAAUCUGAAAUCUGGGAAGGCGGACGCUUCCAUCAAAAAGCGUGAUAGCCAAUGGGAAAAUGAGGUUGUGCAGGACAGAACCACGUUUCCCGAUAUUAUUGCCCUAUCUUAUGGAGAUCGAUUUAUACCCCGUCGAUAUUAUUCCCAGCGCUUAAAUCAAAAUCUUAAGUUUGCAACCAAGAAUAUGGAAAAAGAUGUUCUGAAAGUGCAUUUUUCAGCUAAUUACUGGAGGCAAAAUAGCCUGAAGAUUGCAAUCAAUAAGACAUUCGAGUUGAAAGAAGAUAGAAUUCUACAACUUAGUGAUCAAGUAGUAAAAGGUUUGGAAGGUCGCUCCAAUGUACUUCGACGACUUGAUGUACAUGGUGAUGAAUACGAUUGGCGGUGUAUUCCGCGUUCAAAGCCUCUAGCAUUUGCUGAAACCACACACGACUCUCCCGGUUUUGAUUCGAUGUUCGAUCCAAAUAUGGUGGAUUGGUCGGUGAAUGGACAGAUUGUAGCUUCUUUCGGACAAGACUUGAUAAUUUGGAAACGUACGGAUGAUGUUACUAUGUUGUUCAAUGUAAAAAGUAUAAAGUCUUUGGCAUUUUCACCGGAUGGCAAGACUCUUGCAAUUGGAUGCAAAAUAAAUGAAUAUCCAGUGUUGGAACUGUGGAAAGUUGUUAAUUCAACAAAGUCUUUGGUUAUAAAUGGAAAAGUAUUCUCCGCAGACCACUCAGACCUACAUUGCUUGAUAUGGAACCACUCAGGAUCACAAAUUAUAUGUGGAACAGGUUUAGGUUGUUUAUACGUUCUCUCCGUGCCGGAUUUAAAAGUAGUAAGAAAGGUUCGGCGACAUAAGUUGCCGAUCAACAGAAUAAAGCUGUCACCGAAUAUGAGAUACAUUGCCAGCGGAGAUACAAGUGGAGACAUUGUGGUCUAUAAUUGGAGCUCCUGUGAUGUGUAUCUGGUAGUUUGUUCAAAACGCAAAUUGCACACUCAUUUCGAUUGGCACCCCUGGAAUGGAGAUGACUUGGUUAUAGCCGAAACAACACCAGCAUCGAUCGUAGUUCUACACGUCCCAAGCAAAGAAAUAGUGGCAUACUACCAGAGGAUGGACCGAAGAAUUAUUAUCACCUAUAUCACCUUUAGUAAAAUUACGGCUGAACUUCUUGUGAGUGUUUCCAUGGCAGGCGACGAUGGUUGCUGGGAUUUCAAAAUUCUCGUCAUGUCUUCCUUGAAUCGUGUUGUAGAUUUGCUAUGCAUUCCGGAAAGUGGAGUUCGUUUCGUGGUGUGGAGCCCUGACGGUACCCGAUUGGCGACAUCCGGCAAUGAUGAAACAUUAACAAUAUGGAACUUUUGCGCCGAAAAUAAAACUGAAUACGGUCCGAGUGUAUCGAGGGAAAAUACAUGUGAAUUGAAUUCUAAGUUUGGUUCCGUAUUCAACUUUUGGAAUUGUCUUAAGUAGUUUACUAAUCGGAGAUGUAAUAAGAAAAUUUUAACUUGUGUAUAUAUGUAUGUACUUGUAUGAAAAUGUAUGUAAGUUUUAUUGAUAUUUGUUUUUCCUAUAUUUGCACACAUAUGUAUGUACUUAUUGGUUAUUUCUACUAAGGGUUUUAUGGAAAACUGAAGAUGGUGUGCUUAUAUUAAUUUUUGUAUUUUGUUAUUAUAUUUAUUAUACUGAAUUUGUUCAAAAUAUUCAAAUUAAUAACAAUUAUGUCACCCGAAGUAUAUACAAUUAUUUAAUAAUUACAUGUAAAUAAAAACAAAAACAAAUAAAAGAAUAUUUUUAAACCACAGCCGAGGACCGUCAAGCAGUAAAUAUAGU
Molecule: messenger RNA, 1961 nt
Organism: Bactrocera dorsalis (oriental fruit fly)
Lineage: Eukaryota; Metazoa; Arthropoda; Insecta; Diptera; Tephritidae
Gene: cort
Product: protein cortex
Exons: 7
Coding region: 108-1601 (497 amino acids)
Biological process (GO): anaphase-promoting complex-dependent catabolic process; positive regulation of ubiquitin protein ligase activity; positive regulation of anaphase-promoting complex-dependent catabolic process
Cellular component (GO): anaphase-promoting complex
Molecular function (GO): ubiquitin ligase activator activity; anaphase-promoting complex binding; protein binding
Source: RefSeq, a predicted model, not a curated record